AUGGCAGCCGACAAUCUGGGCCCACCGAAAGACAUCACCGUCUACAUCUUUGACGCAUGCGAGCCACCCGGUGAGGGCGGGAAGUUUCGUCACAUAACAAGCCACGAGCAGAAGCAGGGGAAUCUCGAGGCGCUGUUCAAGGACUACAUCGACUGCAAAGCGAUUAACCUCGUCAGAUUCCCGAGAGGUACCAGGGCUGGAGAACUGCGAAAAUACGUAAAGGCACAGAUGAAGGACAAGGGUUCGAAUGAUCUCGUGUUGAUCUACUUCCACGGUAAAGGAGCUUGGGCCCUCGACGGAGCAACCUACCACUGGUACGUUUUGUACGUGGAGAACCUCGUCCGAGACUGUCGCUGAUCGUUUUGUGCAGGGAGUUCCGAUCCAGUUACCCGAAGAAUGGGACGAACAUUGAUGGGUUCGGCGUCAUCCAGGAAUCCAUCGACUCGGGCGUGGACACGAUCUACUGGAUUGACGCCGACUUCCCGAACCGCUUCAAGAAGACGCUGAAGGCGAGCAAGCACGCCGAGAACCCCGGAAACGUCCAGAUCAUCGCUCGUGGUGGUGUCCGGCAUACUUCGACCGGUGAUGUGAUUGAAGGUGGUGCGGGAGACUCCACCUGGGAGAUCUGUGUCAAUCUGGGCAAACUUGUGGAUGAAAUCAAUACGCCUACCGUCGGAAAGGUGAGGGGCUACGACGACUACAAGGAGCCUCUGUCGCUGGUAGAGCUGCUUGGGCGUCGAGAUACCACGGUUUUCAAGCCAAUGCAGAAAUGGAUCCGGCCGAGCAGGGGAGACAAGAAGCCAGUUCUUCUCUUUCUGAUGGUGCCAGACGACAUCAGGAAGACGGGCAAAAUCAGACUCUUCCCAAAGUACGGCCGGGACGACUCAGAAGACGGACAGGAAGACGUCCAGGAACAUGGCCUGUUCGUUGGAGGAGGUGAGCCGGUAGAGGAGGGAGGCCAUGGUCCACCGGCACCACCUACUCCUGCACCAAGCAACUGCAGCGAAUGCGACUUUUGA
Messenger RNA from Lecanosticta acicola, 1019 nucleotides. The record is from the annotation of a GenBank genome assembly. NCBI's taxonomy places the organism in Eukaryota, Fungi, Ascomycota, Dothideomycetes, Mycosphaerellales, Mycosphaerellaceae.